GCGAGUUCCAGGACAGCCUCCAAAGUCACAGAGAAACCCUGUCUCGAAAAACAAAACCAAAAAAAAAAACAAAACAAAACAAAAAAAAGCUUGGGAGUCAAUGACCCAGGGAAUAACACGGGAGUGGCUGAAGUUAGGCUGCCAGGCCCUGGCUAAUUUGGAGUCUGGGGUGCAGAUAAACAGGAAGUGACACCCAGUCUGGUACCCUGUCCUUAUACCUCCCCGACCCCUAGGAAUGCCCCCUUCCAGCCACCCUCUCCCCAACCGCUGGCAAUUCAUGGCAGCCUCACCCACCCUGGCCCCUCUCCAAGAAGGUCCCCAAAGGAGGCCACCAGCCAGAGGGAAAGGACUGGAGCAUCAUAGGAGCACGGGGCACUGGCCUUCUGGGGUGAAGAAGGAGUAAAAAGCUGGGAGGCCAUACUGAUGUCCCAACUGUAGGGAGGGCACUGCUCCUUCCUCAAGUUCAUAUUGCUCUACCAAGAAACCUUCAAGUCACCCCUGGCAUGCCCCAGCACCUUGGGAGGAGCAAGCCCUGCACAGGCAUGGGCCGUUCCCUGUUAACACACCCUCCACAUCCUUCCCCACCAUUCCUGUGGCCUGGCUAAUGAGAGCCUGUCAGCCUGCCCAAGGGUGAGUCACCCACACCAGCAGGCCUCCCCUCUUCCUUCCCCAACAAUCGCUUCGAAAGUUGCCUUUCAAUUAGCUCCCUGGGCUCUUCCCAGAGACAUCUGGGGCUAAAGAGGCAGGCAGGCCUGCUGGGGUUACAGCGAUGGAGCUUUGACUAGAAAGGAAGUAAUCUAGUGACACACCCAGACCAGUCCCUAGAAGAAUCUGAAGCGUCCUACUGCCCUGGGGUGUUGGUCCCAGCUGCCCCAAUCCCAGCCAGCAGAUGCUGCAAUUACCUCAGAGCAUGAAACCAGCUUCCCACCUGACUGAGUCAGCUGAAAACAAAACACAUCUCUACCACACGCUGGCACAAACAGCCCAAGCCACUAAUCAGAGUCCCCAGAUGCUGGCAGGGAGAGCACAGUCCUCCACUGCCAGGAGAUCGGCGGAGGCCAGAGCCACCAGCGAGAGGGUGAACAGAACCCAGCUGCCGCCUGCCUGUAGGAGUGCCGCUCCUCCCCGGAGGUCCAGCCCUGCCCACCGGCCCUCAGCCUUGUUUUACCCCUGCUGUGCUCUGUGGAACUCCCAGCACUCUGAUCUCCCGGACAAAAUCUCCCUCCUGCUAGUCCUGUCUCCCCAUCCAAGAUGUAACAAGACAAGGGCCACACUGAGCAGAGACCUACAGCCUCUGCUUCUAGCCCUUGAGGGCUGUCUCCCCGCUUCCUGGCCUCCAGCACUCUAGCAAAUGGUCACAAGCUGCCGCUGAGUCCCUCUGGGAUUUCUCAGAUGCCAGACCUGCUGGCUGGCUGAGGAGCUCUAUGGAGACUUGGCGGAAAGGCUCCUUCCGUAAUGCCUCCUUCUUCAAGAGGAUGACCCUGGGGCGGCCACGGCGACUGCGGCGACAGGGCAGCAUACUCAGCCAGGCCAGCACUGCUGGUGGUGACCACGAAGAGUACAGCAACCGAGAGGUCAUCCGGGAACUUCAAGGGAGGCCAGAUGGCAGGCGUCUGCCCUUGUGGGGGGAUGAGCAGCCCCGAGCCACCCUGUUGGCCCCACCCAAGCCCCCACGUCUCUACCGAGAGAGUUCCAGUUGCCCCAACAUUCUGGAGCCCCCAGCAACCUACAGCACUGCCUACUCGGCCACCCUGCCUUCAGCAAUCUCCCUGACAGGCCCCCUCCACCAAUGCUCAGAUGAGAACCUUUUGGACACUCCCCCUUUCCCAAGGACACCUGCUCCAGACCUCAAUGACCCUUUCUUUUCCUUCAAAGUGGACCUGGGGAUUUCACUUCUGGAGGAAGUCCUACAGAUGCUAAGGGAGCAGUUCCCUAAUGAGCCCCACUUCUGACCCCGGUGAGGGCAGAGGGAACUGGGGUGACUGAAGCCUGGGGGACCUAGGGGAGAAAGGCACAGUGUGGAUUAAGAAGCAGUUCAGCCUGCCCUCAAUCCUCCAAGGCACCCAGAGUGAAGGGACAGAAGCCAGCUGGGAAUGUAUGGGGUCGCUUUCUGGCAGGAGCCCUGAAGGAAGCUGGGAAGGUCAGGAAAAGGAAGCCACACCUGCAACCACAGGAACCGGUCAGAGGUCAGUGGAGAGACAGGGUGGCAUGGGGCAAGUCAGGGAGUAGGACUCUGAUUGGACAGGACAGACAGUGCCCUGCACCAGCCUCUCCAAGCCAUUGUCAACAGAGCAAUCAUAAAACACCUCUAGGAAGAAGCAAUCUGAGUUUAAGAGAACGUGGGGAGGCCGGAGAGGACAGAGAUAGAUAGCGGCCACUCACUUCCUAUGACUGAUUUAACUGAAAUAAACAAAAACUGAAAGUUCAGUGCUUGCUUGUGAGCAGGAGGGCCUGAGUUCAGACCUCCAGCGCCCACAUAAAAAGCUGUGCAGGUGUGACAGUCUGCCUGGAAUUCCAGCAUUCAGGAUGCAGGCACAUGGGAUCCCAGGGGCAGGCUGGCUGGUUACACUACUCAGAUUUGCAGACUCCAGGUCCAGCAAGAGCAAGAGCCCCUGUAUCAGUAAUAAAAAGUGGAGAGCAACUGACAUCACCCUCUGGCCUCCACUUGCACGCACACACACAUACAGAUACACACACACACCCACCCACCAUAUAGACACAAGUAAAAAGAAAAAUUCAGUUCCCUUUCAUCCUAGCCAAUUUUGUUUACUUUUGAGACAGGGUCUCUUAUGUAGUGAGGGUGUCCUUAAACUUAUGAUGCGCCUACCUCCACCUCCUGAGUGUUGGGAUUUCAGGUAUGUGUCACCACCACACCCAGUGGGGUUGGGGAUCAAACUCAGGGCUUCAUGCAUGCUAAGCAAGUACUCUACCAAAACAAGCCACAUGCCAGCACUCUAGCCACAUUUUAAGGAUGUUUUUAAAUUUUAUUUUUAAUUGUGUAUGCAAAUAUAUACUGGUGGCUGCAGAGGCCAAAGGUGUUAGAUGCCCCUGUAACUAGAGUUACAGGUAGUUGUGAGUCACCUAAUAUGGUUGCUAGGAAUUGAACUCAGGUCCUCUGGAAGAGCAGUAUGUGUUCUUAAUUAAUGAGCCAUCUUUCCAGCCCACCUAGCCAUAUUUAAAACCAACAGGCAACCACAUCUGAUUCAUAGUUACCACACUGGCCGACAGAAAAUAAACCAAAGUCCACUGGACAGUGUUGUCCAGACACCAGUGUGGAAAUGCCAGAAGCCAGGAUAAGGAAAGGAAGAUGCUGGCCCUGAGCUUCAAGCGCAGGAGGGGUUGACAGAGCAGGAGGGGCAGGCAGAGGAAAAAGCAGGGGAAAUGCCCAACAAUCAUUAGCAAAACAGCACGAGACUCCAGCAUCCCACAGACCCCCAAGCAAUCUCUGUGAGGGAGGAGGCAGCUCAGGGAAUCACCAGGUUGCAGAGGGGUGUUUUGGGAACUCCCACAAGUACUAUGUAUGGGAGCCUCUGGGAAAGGCUCUAAAAGCAGCAGCUUUCCUUCCCAGCAGGGGGACGCCAGAGCAGGGAGAGGACAAAGCACCAAGCAGCUCCGGAACCCUCCGCCAGGCCUGGGGAGCUCUGCCUUGCCCGGUCUGUGGCUUGGCCACAUCUGAACCCAGAAUACAGAAGCACUGGGCCAUGUGGGUCUGGUCCCCAGAUCUCUCUGAUGGGAAAGGAGGGUAGAGGGACACUGUGACACACGCUGCCUCCACAGAGCCACAUCCAUGAUAUCGUUCCUGCUCCUGUGCAGAGCGCCAGGCUGAGAGGUUGCACUGGCUACAGGAGGCAAUGAAUAAAGGUUUUCUAAAACAA
Mesocricetus auratus (golden hamster) is the source of this 3875-nucleotide messenger RNA. RefSeq names its product chromosome unknown C15orf62 homolog (gene CUNH15orf62). Lineage: Eukaryota; Metazoa; Chordata; Mammalia; Rodentia; Cricetidae. The record is from RefSeq and is a predicted model, not a curated record. The coding region runs from base 1425 to 1952 and encodes 175 amino acids. The transcript is spliced from 2 exons.